Molecule: messenger RNA, 877 nt
Organism: Theobroma cacao (cacao)
Lineage: Eukaryota; Viridiplantae; Streptophyta; Magnoliopsida; Malvales; Malvaceae
Product: transmembrane 50A-like protein
Source: RefSeq, a predicted model, not a curated record
AGGAAAAAAGACAGUAGGGAAGAGGCCAGCGAACGUAGGGAGGAUUCGGGAGGAAGGUAGUAAGGGAGAGAGAAAGAAAGGGCGGAAAAUAACAAUUCACAAAUAGGCUGUACUAAAGGAAGUCUUAAAAUAUACUUCAAAAAAAAAAAAUAAAGAAGAGAGGGCUUAAGAUAAAGAAAAGAAUCGAAUCGUUAAUUCAUCUUCAAUAAUUAGUUAAUUAAUUGAAAAAUAAUCUAAUGGAUUUAGGGGAGCUGUGGGCGAUCUUCGGGCCCGGCGUCUCUGGAGCCGUGUUCGGUGCCGGCUGGUGGUUUUGGAUCGACGCCGUCGUUUGUAGUUCCGUUUCUGUCUCUUUCGUCCACUAUUUACCUGGAAUAUUUGCAUCUAUUGCGGCUUUGAUGUUCAAUUGUGUUAGAAAAGAGGAUAUCGAUUACUCUCCCUAUGAAGAAGGCGAGUGGAGGUUGAAGCUCUGGCUUUUCUUUGCUUAUGUUGUAUCCUUUGUCUCACUGGCUGCUUCAGUGGGCCUGUUGAUACAAGAUUCGCUUGUGAAAUCUGGUCCUUCGGUGUGGACUGGAACUGCAGGUGUCUUACAGUGUGUGUUCGUCUUAAUCAGCGGGCUGAUAUAUUGGACUUCUCACUCAGAAUAAAUGAAGACAGAUGCCUUGCAUCUGGUGUUUGGACUUUGGAGCUUGGAACCACAAGUGAGGCAGUUAUAUGUGUAUGUAUUAUCUGUGCUUAAAUCAGUGGGACAGAAAGUUGUUAACCUUUGUAAAUCUUAUGAUGUACUAACUGUCUCGGGAAUGAAAGUAUGAUUCAUCCUGCUCUUUUGAAAUUUGUGAUGGUGGUUAACUCUAGUUUCAACCACCUGCGCUUGACAACA